Pygocentrus nattereri (red-bellied piranha) is the source of this 1426-nucleotide messenger RNA. It is a transcript of the gene cth1, whose product is annotated as cysteine three histidine 1. The record is from RefSeq and is a predicted model, not a curated record. Gene Ontology annotation, molecular function: mRNA binding; metal ion binding. The transcript has 2 exons. Lineage: Eukaryota; Metazoa; Chordata; Actinopteri; Characiformes; Serrasalmidae. Bases 176 to 1138 code for a protein of 320 amino acids.
UUGGCCCGCCGGGUUUAGGCUCCAGUCCUUGGCUCGCUCUUCCUCGCUCACACCGCAGACAUCCUGCCCGCUGCUCUGGUGGACGGUUGGACGCUGCUGUCGCAGACUUCAGCUUCUGGGCGAACAGAAAGGCUCUGUGUGGAGGCGCUGCUGCACUCGUGUGGAGACCGCAGAGAUGUUUGAGACCAGCCAAGAUGACUUGCUGCUGUUUCCCUCAGAUGGUGGGUAUGAGGUCUGUUUCCCAGGGGAGAGCUUGGCUAAUAGGGGUCAGUCAUUAGCUGAGGCUCUGCUUCCGUUGGUUGGGUCCCCAUCCCCCCCACUGAACCCAUUGCUCUGCUCCACCCGCUACAAGACCGAGCUGUGCAGUCGCUACGCUGAAACGGGUACAUGCAAAUAUGCAGAACGCUGCCAGUUUGCUCAUGGUCUACAUGACCUCCAUGUGCCCUCCCACCACCCCAAGUACAAGACGGAGCUGUGCCGCACUUUCCACACGGCGGGCUACUGCAUGUAUGGCACUCGUUGCCUCUUUGUGCACAGCCUGAAGGAGCAGAGGCCUGUUCGCCACAGGCGUAGGAGCGUACCAUGCCGUACAUACCGCGCCUUUGGGGUCUGCCCCUUCGGAACCCGCUGCCACUUCUUGCAUGUUGAGGGUGGCUCAGAGUCAAGCGAUGGCGCAGAAGAGAAGACCUGGCAGCCACCUUCACGUUCCAGUGAAUGGAAGCCUCGUGGUGCUCUCUGCCGUACCUUCAGCUCCUUUGGCUUUUGUCUGUAUGGCACUCGCUGUCGCUUCCAGCAUGGGCUGCCUAACAAUGUCAAGGGCCUUGACUUGAAUCAGACCCCUUGGUCACCCCAGAUGCCUGGAAGGGCCCUGUCCCCAGCAUCAGACAUGUGUUCUUCCUCCCCACCCUCAUCCUCCACCUCCUCAUCACCUCCGUCUAUGCUGGCCUCCCCUGUGUUCCGUGAUUAUUCUGGUCCCAUCACGCCACCAUCUGGAGAAGCAAUUGCCCACAAUGCAUUCACCUUCAGCAGCCAGCACCUCAAUGACCUGCUGCUGCCACUAGCCAUCAGACUCCAGCAGCUUGAACAGGCUUCUAAUCUGAACCCACAGGAUGUGCUUGAACAAGCACUGUUGUCUUAAUGCUUCUAGUAGUCCUUUUAUUUUAUUUAAAUGGCCUUAAUUGUAAGGUGGCAGGGUGGAUUUAAAUGGUUAUUCUUCUGCUUGUUGGGUCUGAUCUUUUGUAGAUAGUUAAUUUGACAGACUAAACUGCUGUAAAUUGACAUUUUAAUCUGUUGUACAUACUAUGGAGCAUUUUGCACGCUAUGAAUGUGUAUUUAUGAUUUUAACUUAUGUUUACUACCUAAAUUAUUGUGUGAGGAUGGGAGCACUUUUUUUGCAUCCUUCAUCUUAAUAAAAUCACUAACUCCA